This is a messenger RNA of Trichosurus vulpecula (common brushtail), 1613 nucleotides long. RefSeq names its product cation channel sperm associated 2 (gene CATSPER2). Gene Ontology annotation, biological process: monoatomic ion transport; flagellated sperm motility; transmembrane transport. Gene Ontology annotation, molecular function: calcium-activated cation channel activity. The coding region runs from base 238 to 1497 and encodes 419 amino acids. Gene Ontology annotation, cellular component: membrane; CatSper complex. The record is from RefSeq and is a predicted model, not a curated record. The transcript is spliced from 11 exons. NCBI's taxonomy places the organism in Eukaryota, Metazoa, Chordata, Mammalia, Diprotodontia, Phalangeridae.
CAGGGAGACCCAGGAAAGAGUUCCGGGCUGGUGUAGGUUGAAUGGGGGGAGAAAGCCUUGGAAUGAAGUCGGAGAGAACCUGGAGCUGAGUCGGAGCAGAAAGUGGGGAUCGAGGGAGGAGAGCUUGAGCCAUUAAAAAAACUCCACUGCUGUGAAACUGGGUACUUUUGAGUGUGCCUCAGCUGCUCCUGCUACAGUUCAUUAGGGAGGGUAUCCUGCAGUAUCCGAAGGACAAAGAUGAAGGCAACUUCUGAUAUCUCUGAGAUUUCUGAGAUCUUUGAACCAACAGCAGUGACCAGAGCCGACGCUGUGCGUUCCAGACUCAUUGACACUUUUUCUCUGAUCGAUCAUUUGCGAGGCUUGAGCCAAGCUGUGCCACGGCAUAACCUCCGAGAAUUCCUUGAUCCUAACCGCCAAAGAAAACUGAUGCUGGGAGAUCAUCAUCAGCUGGUCCGCUUCAGUAUCAGGCCUGGUCAUGAUCGAAUCCUUUUUGCUCAGAGGCAGCAGUGUCGACUUGGGGUUCGUUGUAAUCGAUGGGCCCCCCUUUCUCUUUGGGCUGGCUGGGUCCUUGAGAAACGUAUCUUCAUAAACCUUAUCAACCUCCUCAUCUUUUUGAAUACCAUUCUGCUCAUGAUUGAAAUAGAGUUAGUGAACACUACAGAUAGCAGAAUGGUGCCAAUAAUGGUUGCUCUAGAGGCAGCAUCUUGGUUCAUCUUGCUUAUCUUCGUUUUGGAGAUUAUCCUCCUGUGGUUGUACAAUUUCUUCCUCUUCUGGAGAAGUGCCUGGAAUCUCUUUGACUUUUUUGUCACCAUACUGUCUUUGCUUCCUGAGGUAGUGGUGCUAAUGGGGGUCUCAGGUGACUCAGUGUGGAUGAAGUUGUUACGUAUUUGCCGGGUGUUGAGGUCACUCAAACUCUUUGCCCGGUUCCGCCAAAUUCGAGUCAUCAUCCUGGCCCUCGUCAGGGCUCUUAAGACCAUGACCUUCCUCCUGGUGCUGGUUCUUUUUUUCUUCUACAUUUUCUCUCUGACUGGUAUCUACUUCUUUGAGAGUUAUAGCCGUUCAGAUUUGCAAGACUUGGAAUACCAGAUGUACUUCGUGGAUAUGCCUAACUCCCUGGUGACAGUGUUUAUCCUCUUCACCCUGGAUCACUGGUACGCACUGCUUCAGGAUGCCUGGAAAGUUUCUGAAAUGAGUAAAACAUUUUCUAGUCUAUAUGUUAUCCUGUGGCUGUUGCUUGGCUCCAUCAUCUUCCGCAACAUCAUAGUAGCUAUGAUGGCAGUUAACUUUGAUAGCCCAGGCCUAGUGGACUGGGAGACCCAUGUGCACCAGAAUCUCCAUGGGCUGAUGGAAAUGGACCAGGAUGAGCAGGUGGUUUGGCCCCGAGAUUCACUCUUUCGAUACUUUGAAUUGCUAGAAAAGCUUCAAUACAACAUAGAAGAACGCAAACAGCUACAAGAAUUUGCAGUUAAGGCAUUGAUAAACCUGAAGGACAACUAAAGGACAACCACUGAUAGCUGCAACCAUGUCAUAGACCAGGAGAAAGAUGGAGAAAGGAUUAGUUGAAGGGGAGAGUGCCAGACAAAAGAUGUUUGAAUAAAUCUAUCUGAAAGUUC